This is a messenger RNA of Melanotaenia boesemani (Boeseman's rainbowfish), 8304 nucleotides long. RefSeq names its product zinc finger, FYVE domain containing 16 (gene zfyve16). Bases 263 to 4513 code for a protein of 1416 amino acids. The transcript has 18 exons. The record is from RefSeq and is a predicted model, not a curated record. Lineage: Eukaryota; Metazoa; Chordata; Actinopteri; Atheriniformes; Melanotaeniidae. Gene Ontology annotation, biological process: endosomal transport. Gene Ontology annotation, cellular component: early endosome membrane. Gene Ontology annotation, molecular function: metal ion binding.
AGCUUGCACACUGAAGGCUGAGCGGAUUCUGUGACCUCCCAACAGUCCUGCCGUCCAAGAUGGCUGCCUGAGUACUGAAUUUUACACCUCUCCAGUGAAACUAAUCCAACAGCUAGCUGCUCGAAACCCCAUUCUGAGUGGUUGGAGAAUGACACGACGACACCGGCGGCGUUUGCUCCUGUUUUAAAUCGGAACUGCUAAGGUCAUGGAGUAAAACCGUUCAGGUAUUAAAGGGAUCAGGGGUCCUUUGUUGUUGCCCAGCAUGGACAGCUUCUUCAAGGCAGCAGUAUGUGAUCUGGACAAACUGCUUGAUGACUUUGAGCUCAAUUCUGAGGAGCUUGAAUGCAAACCCAUUUUCCUGAAGCCCUCAGCGUACCCUUUUGUCUCACUGGGCUCCCCAUGUUUAUCCUCAGAGGCCUCCCCUGUCCCAGCAAGCCUCCCGGACCUCAACUCUCUUCAUUAUGGUUCUGCCUCCCCCAGCUGUCCUGACAGUUCCAGCAAUCACAGCCACAGCUUAGAUGACAGAGAGGUCAGGGGUCAGCCUCUCACUGGGGUAGACCUUCUCUCUUCUGUGGACCGCAGACCAGUGAAAAGCUCCGCCCCUCCCUGCCCAGACAGAGCUCUGAAGCCAGUUUGCGACCUUGUGAAUGACACGAGCUCCGCCAUUCUGAUCCGCACCAACAGCCACGAUGCUUUCAGUGAGCUGGACGUGGUGGAGAAGCAGAUGGAGGAGGAAGAGGCCUUGCUUGUGGACUUUGAGAGUCCUGUUGUGACAGAGGACAGGGGAGCAGGUGGAGAUGCUCAGGAAGAGCAAACCUCUGCUGGGACAGAUGAACUUCUGUCUCUGGACUCUCAUGAGCAGAGCGGUGGAUACUCUGCCUCUCUCAGUCUGCUGGACAUCAUACUUCCUGCAGCAGCAGAGAGAGGCUGUGAGCCCACCGAUGAGUCUCUGCCAACGAGGACCGCCGUGUCAGCUGAUGGAGGUGAGCAGGAUGGUGAAGAUGUAAACUGCUCAGACCAGGUGGUGGAGAACUCUUUAGACCACCAUGAACCAGAGCCAGUUGGUUGUGUACAUGAAAUUACCUCAGAAACUGAACAUGAAGAGUCAAAUGAAGCCUUGGAUGAAGGUGAAGCAGAGUCUUCUUCGGGUGAAAAAUAUGACGCCUCACACAGCGAACCAGUUGGAUUGUCUUGCCUUCCGAUUGCUGUGUCGAUAUGUGGAGCUCUGGUGAACUCUGAGGCCGCAGGAGACGAGUCAGGGGAAGCUUCGGAGCAGUGUGACGAGGCAGACGUGUCUGAGAGCACCGAAGCAGACUCCCUGUCAGCUCUGGAAUUAAGGGUUGAUGCCAGGGAGGACAGGAACCAUUUAGAAGAACCUGGUGACUCAAACCAGACUGCAGAAGAGAGAUUGUCUCCAGAAGGACAGCAUGUCUCCUUUCAGACAGCAGCUUCCGUCUCCCCAGCAGACCUCCCUACCUCUUACCGCUCAGAACCCAGCCCAGCAGAUCCUCCUGAGUUUGGGUUUGAGUAUCUGCCAGAGAGUGACCAAGCUGAACUUCUGGUUACGGAUGAGGAGCUGGAUGCUUUCCUGCAGGUUCAUGCUGAAGCAGAGCAGGGUUCAGGUGUUUCUUACUGUAGCAGUCAUGGAGGUUGUACUCAGCCCGAGUCUCCGUCAGAGUCAGAUGGAGUUCUGGAAAACAGGCUUGAGGAGCAGGAACUGAGGAGCUGUGGUCAAAAGAGUCAGGAGGACUUCGAUCUUGCAUCUCCAGAAAGUGACAGAACAGUUGGUGUGUCUGUAGAGGGAAGUUUAAACCCUGAAGCUCCUUAUGUAUCGCAGAACUCUUGUAGUCCUGAAGAAGACUCAUCUGAGGCAAGUUUUUCUUCAACCAGCAACCCCUUCCAGCACAUCAGUAGCCCCAGUCAGCAGCACUCCUAUGGAGGUGCAAGACCUAAACAGCUAAACUGCCAAAUCGCAAGACCUCCACCAGCAGGAGAGGAAGGAAAGGAGCCGGCUCAGGUGGUCAGCACUUCUCCGACAGCAGAUGAUGAGGAGAGUUCAACCACCAGCCCGAGUCCUAUAGAGGAGCAUCCCGGCUUCAGAGAUUCCAGCUCUGGAUACAGCACGCAGGAGCAUCAGGAUUACUCUUUGGGGUAUGAUGAAUUCUCAGAGCCACCACCUUACACCGGGGAGUCGCCUACAGAUGCUGCCAGGUCAGUGAACUGGAAGAAGGAGGGAGUGGAGGAACUGGGGAGCAAACAGCCUGCAUGGGUGCCAGACUCUGAAGCUCCAAACUGCAUGAACUGUUCCCAGAAAUUCACUUUCACCAAGAGACGGCAUCACUGUCGAGCCUGUGGGAAGGUUUACUGCGGCAUGUGCUGCAACAGGAAGUGUAAACUGAAGUACUUGGACAAAGAGGCUCGUGUGUGCAUACUCUGCCAUGAAAGCAUACACAAAGCCCAGGCCCUGGAGCGGAUGAUGAGUCCUACGGGUCCCAGCCCAAACCCCAACGUCCCCUCUGAGUACUGCAGUACCAUCCCCCCUCUGCAGCAGGCUCGAGCCGCUGGCACUCUGAACUCCCCGCCGCCCACCGUCAUGGUGCCUGUGUCUGUUCUCAAACACCCGAACAACGAUGGUUGUCCACGUGAACAGAAGCGGGUGUGGUUUGCUGACGGCAUUUUACCCAACGGAGAGGUGGCAGACACAACCAGGCUGUCGGUGACGAGUCGCAGGAGCUCCCAGGAGUUCAGCUCAGACCCGACAACACCCGGCUCUGCUGGGUCGGAGACUGGAGUUGGUGGCUUGUCUGUCCCUGACACCUCUGGAGCUGUAGAGGAGGUAGUGCGACCUCCGGUGUCCGGACCCUGGGAUUAUGCUUUGCUUUCUGGAAUCGGUUCAUCAGUGAGGAGGGUUCCCAGUCUGCUGCCUGACAAUGAGGACGAGCUGCCUCCGCUUCUCAUCACCACCGGAGAGGAUGACGGAGGAGAUGUUUUGGUUGAGGAAAGUCCAGCUCCCUGCCAGAUUCUGCACUUACUGGAGGAAGGCGGACCCCGUCCUUUGACAUUUGUUCUGAACGCUAACCUGCUAGUCAACAUCAAACUGGUUACAUACUCCAGCAGGCAGUGCUGGUGCUUCGGCUCUAACGGGCUGCAGGCUCUGGGACAGAGAGAGCUGGUGUUUCUGGUGGAGUGUUUGUCAGAAGAAAAAACUCUUCCAAGAGACCUGUUCUCACUUUAUCUCAGCGUUUACCAAGAUGCUCAGAAAGGGAAGUUUGUGGAGGAUCUGGACAACGUGACGUUCACAAGCAGUUUCUUGGGCAGUAAGGAUCACGCUGGGGUGCUGUUCUUCUCUCACACAUGUCAGCCUCUGGAUGGUCUCACACUCCCCCCACAGCCUUUCCUGUUCGGGUUCCUCAUCCAGAAACUGGAAGUGCCCUGGGCCAAAGUCUUCCCUCUCAGACUGCUGCUGCGGCUCGGAGCUGAAUAUGAUGUGUAUCCCACUGCACUGGUGAGUGUUCGUUUUCGGGACUCUGUGUAUCGAGAGACGGGACACACUAUUAUGAAUUUACUGGCUGAUCUGAGAAACUACCAGUACAGCAUGGCGGCGGUGGACGGCCUGAGGAUCCACAUGGAGAUGGGCCACAGCUACAUCGACAUCCCCAAAAGUAGCUUCAGUGAGAUGCAGAAGGUGGUGAACUCUUCCAACGAGCACGUCAUCAGCAUCGGAGCAAGUUUCAGCUCAACAGCCGACUCACACCUGGUGUGUUUCCAGAACGAGGAGGGAAACUAUCGGACGCAGGCCAACAGCAUGCCAGGGAAGACUCGCACAGUAACUGGAGCCAGUUUUGUGGUGUUUAAUGGAGCGCUGAAAGCCUCCUCGGGUUUCAUCGCAAAGUCCAGCAUCGUUGAAGAUGGGUUGAUGGUUCAGAUCCCUCCAGAGACCAUGGAGUCUCUGCGCUCCGCCCUGAGGGAGCAGACGGACUUCCACAUACCCUGCGGAAAGAACGAUGGGGGGGAGGUUCGAGAGAAUGUCACCGUCCGCUGGGUCGACUGGACCUCACCUGUCAACACUGGCACAACUAGUGGGGUUGAUGGGAGACCUCUGGGUGGUGUUCACAGUGUGAGGAUGCAGCAGGACACCGAGUUUGAGUCGGACGGUCGCACCAUCAGGUGCACGGAGGUUUUCUACCAGCUGAAGUCUCCUGACUGCAGCCUGGCGGCGGUGCUGGCGUCCUGCAGCGUCUUCCAGAAGGAGAUUGCUUUGGCAACCUGCAGCGCUCUGAUGCCUCACCUCGCUGUUCUCACCUCCAGCGGCAUCAACUCGCUCUCACUUCGCAUCUCCACACAGGCUGACAUGGUGGAGUACCAGGCUGGUUCUGGAGGCAGGCUCCUCCCUCAGCGCUACAUGAACGAGAUGGACAGCGCCCUGAUCCCCGUCAUCCAUGGAGGUAGUGCUAGUGUACCGCAGACUGCCAUGGACAUGGAGUUUGUCUUCUACAUCACAAACGCCAUCUAACAAAAGCCAGGAUUAACUCACAUUUUGGGAACUUCCAGUGAUUGGGAAGUGGUCGAACACAGGGAGCAUUUUCUCCGGUUGCACAGGAGGGACGGCUCUCCCACUCUGAGGUGUUUCAGAGGGAUGAAAACGGAUUUUCUGUGUGUUUGACACUCUCACCAAAGCUGCUUUAAAACUAAAAAGCCAAACACUAAACACAGAAUAUGGCAACACAUAAGCAAACUGUGCUCCUCUGCUCUGCCUUCCAGGCUCCCUGCUGGCCUCCGGCAGCUCGGAGCUCCUCAGUGAAUGUUUCCCACAGACACUCGAUCCAAACGUCCUCAUCCGGAUGUGUUUAAUAUAUUUUAAUACAAGCUUAUUGAAUGAAACGACUGCAGGGAUACAGAGCUGGCCUGCCCUGGAAACUCUGUAAGGAUGAAAAGAUGUCUGAUUUCACUUCCCAUCAGUGUCUCAUGCAGGUUUGUACACAGAAGCACAACGAGCCUCGUGCAGGAACAUCGAGACUUUUUGUCCUGCAGGUUUAAAUCAGCCAAACUCUAAAACUCUGCAGACGCUUCUGUUUCAGAAUGAAGUGCCACAAAACUCCUUCAGUCCUGUUCGGCCUCAAUAGUUGGCAAGUUAAAGCUACACGCAGCGGGAGAAGAAUAACAAAUUAAACUCAUUUAACAGCGUAAACAUUAAAAUGACAAAAACCCAACACAGUGUUGCAGCAGUGAAAGCAGGUCCGUGACUUUAACAUGCGCUUAAAUCAACAUGAGAGGUUUCUGCAGCCUCGAACCUCAAUGGCUGCUCUGAAAUACUCCAAUAAUAUGAUCAUGUAGAAAAGCUGCAGCAGUUUGAAUCUGGCUGGAUGUCUGGAGCUUUUUAACGAGCAUUUUGAAGGUGCACAUUUGAAACGUUUGAUGGGAAAGGUAAAAAAAUAUUCAUCGUACGGACCUUCAACCACUGGUGGAAUUUGUUUCAUCCUUCCACUUCCACCGCUUGUUGAUCGUCUUCAGAAAACCUGCUUUUAACUUUCUGUAGAUAACGAAGGAAGAAAGAAGUAAAAAUGGCCACCAAGUGAAGUGAUUCUUUCCAUCAGAAUCUGGGAACAGAAAGAAGAGUCAUUUCUUUCAUUCAUUUAUUCACACCAGAGUUAAAACGCAGUUUCUCAACUGUUCAGUUCAAGAUUUUAUUUUUUUUUAUUUCUUAAAUAAAUCUCAGCUCUGGAAUCACUUAAUUCUUGCCUGCAGGUUUGUGUGUGUCCAUAAAAAUGAAUGAAUGUGUAAGUUGUUCCUGCAUGAGGCUCCGUGUGUCUCUAACAUGGUUUUCAUCUUCACCAGUGGUUUGGCCCAAAUAUGACCUGUCUGACACAUUUUCAGGCUUGUGAGGUUGAGUGACAUUAAAAUCUUGUCCUGGGUGAAAACACCACCUGGACGGGGUUUAUUGAUUACGUUGAGCUGGGGGUGGAUGUUCAGACACUCACUGCGGUGCCAGGAAGGGAGAUUUAAACACAUAUGUGACAUUAAACGGCACGUUAAUGAGCGUGUAGGUGCGGCUCCUCUGAUGGCGUUAAUGUUGUUACUUCACCGCAUCGUAUUGAUUCUCAUGUAGUUCAGUUUGUUCUGUGUUUCCAUCAUUAUUCAACUUCCUGUAGUUUCACUCAAACUUUAACUCUGAGCCAGCGAAAUGCAGCAGAGGGACGAUUAUACGGAGAUUAAAGAUAUCAGCUCUGAUGCAAGCACUCCGCCUAGAACUUCAGUUUUUUUAUUAUUAUUUUAAUGUUUCAGUCUUCAGUUAUCAGACUUUUGCACAGCUGAUUGAAUCAUUUGCAAAUUUUUCCAGUUUUUUUUUUUCUCCAAAUCUCAGUGCAGAAUUCCCAUUAAGCCCAAGAAAUUGUGAAUUUAUCUUAACAAAAAGUCUGAAAAUCUGAAAACAAGCAACUUUUGAAGUAAACAAAGCCGAUGUGGAGCAGCUGCCUUCACUGCACAGAAAAAACUUCAGACUCUAAACUGAUUUGUCCUUACAGCCACUUUAAGACACUCCAGCAUCAUUUAAACAAAACAAAGCACAUUCUUCAUUUGUUGGUUUAUUUUUCCCACAAUAUUAAUGUUUUAAUCCUCACGACAUCAGAUUUGAUUAAACCAGAAACCUAUGAAAAUGUUUCAACAAAUUGUCCUGCAUUGAAAGGCAUGUUAAAUUUCAUCCGAACAUUCAAACUGAGCUGAUAUGGCAUGGUGGGCGGAGCCUGAUCAGGCAACAGGAGCUAACCAAUCAGAGCAGAGCAGGCUUUUUUUUGUAGGUUUUUGGGAACUUUUAAGUUUUUUUUUUUUUUUUUCUUCUUUCUUUUUAAUCGGCUUCUGUUUAGUCAGAGGAUUGUCUUCUAGUUCAAAAGUAAGAACAUUAAAGCAGUGAUUGUGUGCACUGUUUAAAUCAGUGCAAUCCUCAAUCGGGGCUGAUUUCGCCGGUUUUUGGGGCAAAGUGCAGUGUUUCACAUCUCGCCCGACUUUCUGAGUCGCUUGUCCAAAUGUAUGAAAAAUAUGCAUAGAGAUUGUGUCAAGUCUUUGUUUUUUUUAAUAUUGAAAAGUUAUUUUUGGAGUUAUUGAUAUAAAAAUGGGAAAAAAUAGAAUAAGAGUCAAUAUUUUUGAUAGGAUGCAGGCUGCUUCAUUAGAAAGGCAAAAACAAUUAAUUCCAGAAAUGAACAAACUUUUGUUGAAGUGCUUUAGUUUGACUUGAAUGUUGAAGUCUGCAGCUUUGACCUGCUCCUCACAUCUUAUUCCAACUUUAUUAACACUCACAGAGACAACAAGUUGUACGUUUUCAUGAUGUUUGAUAUUUAGUGGCCACAGCUCAGUAAUGAAUUUCACGUUAAGUAACGGGCUAAAUAAAGCAUUAUAUUUUUAAUCAUAUGAAACCGGUAUUAGUUUUUCUGUUUUCAGACAUUUGUGACUGUUUGAAGCAGCUGAGGUUGAUAAGAUUGAAAAUGUGCUGAGUUACAAGACAUUUGCUGGUGUAGACACAUGAAACUUCAUUAUUAAUAACUUCCUGUCUCCUGUCAGUUGUCUUUAUAUAAGAUCAGUGUUGUCUUCAGAGGGAAAUGUGUUUGAACAUAAUAAGCAGGAGGUCAAUAAACGUAAUCACGUUGCAUCUGUGGGAUGGCUACAGCAUGCAUUAGUUAAAAAUAGAAAUUUCUUUCAUUCCAAGCUUCCCAAUGUUCCCUCUGUUCGGUUGUAUUUAACCUAAAUAUGUGGGACGCGUGGUUGAUGUUGAUAUUUUAGCCUUGUGUAAAAUAUCCCAAACUCUUCGGAUUCAGGUGUUCAUGAAAAAAAACAUAAUGCAUCUCAGUGAUGCUCCACCUGAUCGGACUCCUUUGAGCCUGUUUUAAGGGGCUUAUUUAGCUGAGCCCUGUUAACAGGAUAAAUCUGAGCAGAAAGCAGAUGAAAGGUCGAAGCUGCAGGCGGCGAUCUGCAGAAAACAUAUUGAUCUCAACAAAGUAAAGUACACGUCGUUUUCAAUCCUGACCUUUGGAUCCAGACUGAGCCGGGUUUCCAUACACUCCGUCAGGGCGGGAACAUUUUUGGGAGGUAAAUGGUUAUUCAGUUUUUUGUUUUUUUGUUUUUUUCUUGCUUGAUUUAAAAACAACUUUCCACUACAGUAUGUCAGAAUGAAAAGUUACUUGUAUGAUCUGAUCGUUUUUGAAGUGUUAUUUCUUGUAAAUCAUCUAUUUAUUCAUAACACCAGCUUUGUUUUGGUGACCUUGGGGGUCUAAAUAGCUUGUGUAUUUAAAGAAUAAAAAUUACUUUUAUGAAAAA